GGCUUCUUGGAUUCUAAUAAGGGCUUGAGCCGCCGCUCUCGGAAACCCUCACAUGCGCACCCCCUCCUUUUCCACGAAAUCUUUUCUCGUCCAUCCACACGCGUCCUUCACAACCAACCACACGAUCUAAGAUCCCAACGCUCUGCACAGUUGAGAUUGAGUCGAAAGAUUUGAUUCCUCGCCGAACAACAACAAUCCUGCCGCUGAAUUGCCUGCCGGACUUUCCCAUCUCUCCAGCUGCACUGCAGAUUGGUCAAUUCAGCCGCCUCAUACUCGGCACCAUUCACUGUGCCCAUCCCCCAGAUUGCCAGUGCGGUUUGCUGCAUACCCGCUGCAACUCGAACAAUACACACACAAAAGGCAAGAGAAACAAGACUGCGGACUCAGUUCCCAAUCUUGUCAAUUCCCCCCCCAAUUUCCAUCUUCUUUUUGAUUUUCCUCAUCUUGCGUUGGGGAUUUUUCGCCGCUGCGCACCACCCACAGGCGUUUCGGCACUGCGGACGGCACCCUUACAGGCACCUCGGACCUCCGACAGCGCCGUACCACCGCUACAGUACCAAGUCAGGUGCCCACCUUGAGGAAAAAAAACUGGCCCACCCCCCCCAGAACCGGCCACAACCAUGUCCACCUUGCAUCCUGCGCCUAACAACAACGGCUCUUCGCCUGCCAAACCAUCGACUGGUCGCCCUCAACGCCAGCAACUAGCCUCGCGAUCCAAGGCAUCAUCGUCGGCUGCCUCUACUACUGCCGCUACUCAACAGAGAGUGCCGCUUCCCACAGCUGCUGCCCCUCCGGUCAAGGCCGCCGCCGUCGCCACUCUCGCUCAACGAAGUCUUCCUCAGCUUUCCAUGCCCCCGGCUGGCGCCGCCAACAUGAACGUCGCCAUCAGCCCUGCUACUCCGGGGGAGAUGCCCAAGAUCUCCAUGACAUCCAAGGAAUGGAUCAUCCCACCUCGCCCAAAGCCCGGCAGAAAGCCCGCCACGGAUACCCCGCCUACUAAGCGGAAGGCCCAGAACCGCGCCGCCCAGCGAGCUUUCCGCGAGCGUCGUGCGGCCCGUGUUGGAGAGCUCGAAGAACAGCUGGACCUGCAAAAGGAAGAUUUUGAUGUCAAGGAAAUCGACUUUAAGGAAAAGAUUCGCAGUCUGGAGCUCGAUCUCCAGUCGUUCCGAUCACGAUGCAUGCUGCUGGAAAACAUGCUGGAUAGAGAACGGCAAGAGCGCAUCCGUACAGAAACCGAAGCAGAGACGUUGAGACAACGCUUGAAGGAUCUUCAGUUUCGUCACCAAAGCAUAUCCAGCCAACAUGGAAUGAGCCAGCCGCGAGACAGCUUCUCUAGCAACCGCCUGCCACAGCCUCGCCCGAGCAAAGAGUUGUCUAUUUCAAAUAUUGUGGCACCAAUUGAGUCACAAAUGCCAAUUGCUGGCCAGGAAUCGACAGAUGAGCACAUUACUUGUGGUGGUUGCUCACCUUCAUCUCGAUGUGCCUGUGCGGAGCAGGUGUUGUCGACUACUGGUGAUUGCGCCAAGUGUGGUUUUGGCGUGGCCUGUGAAUGCUUGGACGAUAUGGCCCGCAGUACAUUUCAGAGCAUUGCAUUGAAGAGGCCAUCAUCUCCCUCUAGUUCCCGAUCAUUGGAGAAGAGAAGAAGAGAAACUGAGACGGAAGUGGACUUUACAGCCAUGUUUUCUCGCAAGCCGACUGCUGCUGCUGAAACAAGCAGCCAGGCUAGCUCAAUGCCUCCAUCAGCCGUGUUGUCUGAUCUUUCCGCUCUGGAUGCCGCAGCAUUUAAGGAGAGCUGUGGGUUUUGUAAGGACGGAACCUACUGCGCCUGCGCUGAUGCGGCCAUGGCCACGCCAGCCAUGACACCACCAGAGACUCUUGUGGCUGUUCCUCGCCAGGUGGAAACUCCUCCACCUUCUGAAUCCGAUGUUAUGCUAUCGCCAUUCAUUAUGGAAAUGACGGCCGACGGCGCAGUCAAGCUUCCCCCUCGCAAGAAGACUGCCCGUGUAAGUGUCGCCGUCGACGCUGCCAAACCCGGCGGCUGUGGUGCCAAUGGCCCCGGUACCUGUGCUCAGUGCCAGGCAGACCCUAAAUCGGGUCUGUUCUGUCGUCUCAUGUCUGCCAAAUUCUCUGGCGAAGGCGGUGCCGGUGGAGGCUGCUGUGGUGGCAAGGGUGGUGCUGGAGGCGGUUGCUGCAAGAGCAAGAAGCCUGUCCCUGUUGAAGAGAAGAUUACACUGCCCAGCCUUCCCAGCCUGGGAUUGACCUGCGCCGAAGCCUACCAGACGCUGUCUAGCCAUCGCAACUUUGACAAAGCUGCCGAUGACAUCGGUUCAUGGCUCCCCAAGCUCAAGGCCGCCCAGCGCGGACCUAGCCGAGCCGCUAAGCAGGGACGCAUGGCAAUCGAGGUUGAAGCUGCAAGCAUUAUGAGCGUCUUGAAGGAGUUUGAUAUCCGAUUUGGCCGCGAAUGUUAAAGUGCGAGGGCUAAAUUGCCACAUGAUUUAAUGUAUUAUAUGGGAUUAUUAAAAGGAACGGCAUGGAAUUUAUGAUUGUAUGGAAAUCUGUAUAUAAACUCAAUUCAAACAGACAGUCAUCUGUUUUUUUAUUCUUUUUACAACACAAGCUGUUAUUUGGACUCGCUUUGAAUAAGACUCAAUUGCAAGAUUUUAUUCUCUUGAACCCCCUCAAAAUCACUACGAGUAAUCACGCAAUGAUUGACAUAGAACUCGGAUGAAUUAGCGAGACCCAGACGCUGCAACUCUAUUGAUUCAGGUGAAAACUAUAGCCUGUGGAUGCCGGCAAGCCUCGCCGCCAAGACGGCGCAUGUCUGAGAUUUGACUGGCUGAACCGUUUUGGUGCACGACUCGAGAACCACCACAGCGACUGGCGGGAAGACCAGCCAGCGCAUCAGCACCAACGGAUUCAGCAGUAAGGGGUAAAAAAAAAUUAUGUAGUAGUACAAGCGAAGAUGCAGUGGUGGUGUACAUGUGCAUUAAAGUUUUGAAUACAUCAAUUGCAACGCCACGCUUUGUAUUCAUGUGUGUGCAUUGUAUCAUUCAUUCAAUGCUGUAUAAUACAAUGGAAGAGACAAUGGGCAGAGAGCAGCCUUCCUGCAUUGCUAUUACGGAA
This is a messenger RNA of [Torrubiella] hemipterigena, 3123 nucleotides long. NCBI's taxonomy places the organism in Eukaryota, Fungi, Ascomycota, Sordariomycetes, Hypocreales, Clavicipitaceae. The record is from the annotation of a GenBank genome assembly.